This is a messenger RNA of Calypte anna (Anna's hummingbird), 2537 nucleotides long. RefSeq names its product X-linked inhibitor of apoptosis (gene XIAP). Gene Ontology annotation, cellular component: cytoplasm; nucleus. The record is from RefSeq and is a predicted model, not a curated record. Lineage: Eukaryota; Metazoa; Chordata; Aves; Apodiformes; Trochilidae. The coding region runs from base 179 to 1708 and encodes 509 amino acids. The transcript has 7 exons.
UUUGUUUAUCAGAUGAAGAGAGUGUAAAAGUCUUUGUGACUGGAGUGAGGAUUUAGGAGGAUCUAACAGCUCAAGUAACCUUGAGCAGCCGACUGACUGCCUGUAAUGACAAACCCUGAUGAGAAGCUAAGUAGGACCUGUUUGAUAAACAGACAAAUGAAGAUGAGCUGAUGGAUUUAUGAAAUCUGAAAAGGAGAACCCUACUCAUGAAGAGAUGAUGUGCAAUGGCCCAGAGAACUCAGAAGCUUGUGCCCCUCCAGAAACUGACCAUGGGCAGCAGUGGGCACAGGAACACUGCAGACUGGGAACUUUUGUGGAAUUUCCACUUGACUGUCCAGUUCCAGCAUCAGCUUUAGCACGAGCUGGCUUUGUUUACACUGGAGAAGGUGACAAAGUGGAGUGCUUCAGUUGCAAUAUCAAUAUUGAAGGAUGGGCAUCUGGGGAUUGUGCAGUUGAGAGACAUAAACACCUUUCCCCAAAUUGCAGAUUUAUUGCAGAAUCUACUUUUCUGGAAAAUAACACACAUCCUCUCACCAACAACUACCAGGAUGAACACCACCGUGAAAAUGGUUCCAGCAACUCAGCCCUGGUGGAUGACCCUUCUGAGCUGGAGGCAGAUUACCUCUUGAGAACUCGAUGGGUUGUGGAUAUGUCAGAUACUUUGUAUCCUAAAAACCCCACUAUGUGCAGCGAAGAGACAAGGUUGAAGUCUUUUUACAACUGGCCCCUCAAUGGCCACUUGAAACCAAAGGAAUUAGCUAAUGCUGGAUUCUAUUACACAGGUGUUGAGGAUCAAGUGGCCUGUUUUUGUUGUGGUGGAAAGCUGAAACAGUGGGAACCCAGUGACAGAGCUUGGUCAGAACACAAGAGGCAUUUUCCCAAAUGCUUUUUUGUGCUGGGCCGGGACGUUGGAAAUGUUACAAGUGAAUCUGAGCUUGGGAGAAGUGGUCUGAAUGAUCCAGAGUAUCCAAGGAAUCCAUCUAUGGCAAAAUAUGGAAAACGUUUACAAACGUUUUUAACUUGGAUAUAUCCUGUUGACAAGGAGCAACUUGCUGAAGCUGGGUUCUAUAGCACUGGUAAUGGUGAUCAUGUUGUGUGUUUCCACUGUGGUGGAGGAUUGCAGGAUUGGAAGGAAAAUGAAAACCCAUGGGAUCAACAUGCCAAAUGGUUUCCUGGGUGCAGAUUUGUGAGAAAGGAAAAGGGGCAAGAAUUUAUAAAUAAUGUUCACUUAAGAGAUGAAUGUAGGGAUUCAACAACAGAAGCUGCUGAGCAGACAACACUUACUACAGUUGAUCUCUUACAGAAUCCUUUGGUACAAAGUGCCAUAGACAUGGGGUUCAGUUUGUCUGAGAUUAGGAACACCAUGGAAAAGAGAUUGCAGAUUUCUGGAGAAAGUCACACAUCUGUUGAGGAUCUGGUAGCAGACUUAAGUGCUCAAAAAGAAAAUAAGAGGGAAGAAGAACCAAAUGAGAUCCCAGUUGAGCAAGAUGAGCUUAUUCAAUUACAAAAUCUCUAUCUCAGUACUGAAGAGAAGUUAAGACGGUUGCAGGAGGAAAAGCUUUGUAAAAUCUGUAUGGCUAAAGACAUAUCAAUAGUUUUCAUUCCCUGUGGUCACCUACUUGCCUGUAAGGAAUGUGCUGAAGUACUUAAUGAAUGCCCUCUGUGUCGUUCAGACAUUGUGAGAAGACAGGAAGUUUUUAUGUAUUAGUGAAAUGUGUGAUGUAAAAGAUGCAUUAAAGUCCAGGAUGUAAUCAUGUGGCAGUGUUUUGGUUUGUCACUUAGAAAUCAAGUGAUUUUUUGUUUGUUUGUUUGUAAAAACAAAUGUUAAAAGGCAAAUAUUUAUAUUUUUUAACUUCCAAUCAUAGACCUGAUCUAGGAAAGUUGAAGUAUGAUAAUGUUGAAAUGUGAUAAUUCCUUUCCUUCACUUUGGUUUGAUUGAAGUUCAUGCAGUUGUUUAAGGAUUCUGGCCCUGUUUAAUAUUUGUAAACAAGUAAAUGACUAUAUGUGUAUAUAGUAUUUUUUUAAAUUAAAUCUGAGAUUUUAUCUUCUAAAAAACAUGUAAGAUUGAAAACUUUAUUUCUGUAACUUUAGUUGUGACAUAAUUGAGAGAAUAUGUGUAAACCUCCUGCUGCUCCUGUAUUUCACUGUAUGUUUGCUACUGCUCCUUUCUAAGUGUGUCUGUUUUGAUAUAGAAUUAUUUUUGUCUGGUUUUAUAUACUUAAAUUGGCUUGAGUAAACUCGUUUUAGCCAUCCAUUUUUCACAUAUAUAUAUAUAUGUAUAUUAAAAAUGCAAAUUAAUUCUAUUCCUCAAAGACAGCUCAAGAGAACUGAAGAUUUUAUGUACCUUGUGCACAUCAUGAAAGCAGCAGUCUCACUUAAAAUUGCUACCCUACACAAAAAAAAGUGUCUAUUAUUUGUUUUUUCUUGCAUUUCUUAUAAAUUUACCAUUAUCCUAUCUCAUUUCUUUGCUAAUACUUUGCAGUGCUUCUGUGUGUUUGUUUUUUUCAUAAGAGAUUAAACUUUUAUCUCCAUGAAAA